Molecule: messenger RNA, 611 nt
Organism: Wasmannia auropunctata (little fire ant)
Lineage: Eukaryota; Metazoa; Arthropoda; Insecta; Hymenoptera; Formicidae
Product: Sjoegren syndrome nuclear autoantigen 1 homolog
Exons: 3
Coding region: 153-539 (128 amino acids)
Cellular component (GO): ciliary basal body; centrosome
Source: RefSeq, a predicted model, not a curated record
CGUUGCACGAGGGCAACCACGCGCGCCAAAACCGAAGCCCGUGCGGCGAGCGUUCCGAGUUUCCGACGACCGACAUCACGUUGUUGGUAAACAACGUACGCUCUCGAUAGCCGUGCCUGUCAUCUCCUGCCUGCAUUUAGAUAUACACUUAUAUGAAGUUUCCCGUGAAUGGAGGAUUUACGAUGUCGCAACACGGAGCCGCUCUGCAAACGUAUAAUCAGGAGCUCGUCAAAUGUUUAGAAGAGAUGAAGCUAAGGCGAUCGGAACUCCAAGCUCAGAUAGAAUCUCAGGAUGAAGAGAAGAACAACUUACAUCGCGAAAUCGAGAAGAUGUCAUGUAAACUUACGCAAUUGAACGAUAGCUUAGCAAAAAGGAUCGCAGUCAGAAACGAAUACGACAGAACUAUUGCCGACACCGAAGCUGCAUAUGUGAAGAUUCUAGAGAGUUCCCAAUUAUUGCUUAAUAUGAUUAAAAAAGAAGCCGUGAGUCUGGAUCAGACGUUAAUUAAAACCAAUAUCGAUAAGCAGCAAUACCAAUAAUAAGAUAUAAAUUAGAACUCGAUAAAAAAUUUGUGAGGGACCAGAUAUUUAGAAAAUGUAUUUAUUAAAUUA